ACAUUGGGGAGCUGUAGUGAGGGAUGUAAACACAAGUUUGAGCCGUGGCUGACCAGUUGUGGCCAACUUUCACUGUGUUUGAUGUUAAUAUCCAUGCCAGUAGACAUCAACAACCUUGCUGAUGGCUGGCUUGAACUCGAGAGUGAUCCAGGAUUGUUCACGCUACUUUUGGAGGACAUGGGAGUACGAGGAGUUCAAGUUGAGGAAAUAUACGAUCUGCAAAAGUCAUUUGAAGGCAAAGUGUUCGGGUUUAUUUUUCUAUUCAGGUGGAUAGAAGAGAGACGCUCUAGGAGAAAAGUGGUAGAAAAUCCAGAUAAUUACGUUCAGGAUGAAAAUGUAGUCAACAAUAUGUUUUUUGCACAACAAAUGGUGCCAAACAGCUGUGCUACACAUUCCUUAGUGUCUGUUCUUCUGAACUGCUCAACACUUGACCUCGGACCUACUCUCUCUCGUCUCAAGAUACAUACAAUUGGAAUGAAUCCUGAGAACAAGGGCUGGGCAAUAGGUAAUACACCAGAACUAGCAAAUGCGCACAACUCGCAUGCAGCUCCUCAGGCUCGUCGGCGACCAGACAAAACUCCAGGAGUGCCCACAAGCAGUAGAAUGUCUAAUGCGGAAACUUUUCAUUUUGUUUCCUACGUUCCUGUUAGUGGUCGACUAUUUGAAUUAGAUGGGCUCAAGCCAUUUCCAAUUGAUCAUGGUCCAUGGUCAGAAGGAGAAGACUGGACAGAAAAGUUUCGUCGUGUCAUAACUGACAGGCUUGGUAUAGCUACAGGCGGAGAACCAUAUCAUGACAUUCGUUUCAAUCUCAUGGCAGUAGUACCUGAUAAAAUUACGGCGUAUAGACGAAAACUUGCAGCAUUAAGAAGAAAUAGGGAAACAAUUUUGGAAGCUCUUCAUCAGUUCGUGCGACAGAAAUAUCCCCAGUACAUAGGCAAAGAGAAACCACUACCCACUAACACGUCACAUCCAGAUGAUGAUAUUGAAGAAGGUAACAACCUAUCUCUCUUGGCGGUUGCGGCAUCUCAAAAGCUGGAGGCUCAAGGUUAUGCAGACAUGGCCCUGAAUGAGUCCCAAGAUGCUGCCCACGAGGCCGGGAUACACCAUGCACCGGUCAAGAGAGAGCACACCACUGCGCUACUUGGUAUGCCAUCUGUAGGUAGUAUUUCGGCACCACCAGAUUAUGCCACACCAUUAACCAUAGAGACAUCACCUGGUCCCCCUUCUACUCCAAGCACUGACACGGCAUCAGAGGCAGGAAGUGCCUUUAAUUCCCCACUGGCUAGCAGUGGUUCAAUGCAGAGUAGUCCAGCGACCAGCUGUGAGUACCAACAUCUGGUUGUAGUCCGCCUUACUCCUGCCGCCACUCCUCCAGUGACCCUGGGUGCUGCACCAGUCACCACAACUCAUUCUGUAACAUCCACUACUAAUCCAAGUGCAACUCCAGUUGUUGCCCUUUCAAGCUUUUCCGGAACCAUCGACACGCCUUGCAGUGUAGAGGUACCUAUAUCAGGUGCGGAAUCAUUGCACACAGUUGCUAAAAGAUUGGAGUUUGAAGAUGGAAGUUUAAACAAGUUCUCAAUGGACGAAGAUCCCCAGACACCAUUAACAAGUUGCAAUAAUUCUCCAGUGUUCGAUGGUGGCAUCAAAAUGGAUCCCAUGUCUCUUGAACUAAUGGAAAGCUGUAAUAACCAGACAUUAAGUUCGGAAAGUUAUGAAUCUAGUGCAUUAGGAUCAGAUAUUAAUCUCAAGCAAGAUGGUAAUGAUGUGAAGGAUGAUACAGAAUAUGAUACCAGAUAUAAAAGUGAUUGGGACUCAGACUAUACAAAGUCCCUGGAAGAUGGAACAUUUGCACCCACAGAUCUUCUCACACUUGUCAAUGUACUUGGAACAGAAAUAACAUCAUGUGAAAAUUUACUAAAGGAUGAACUUGACAAAAGAAAACGUUACAAGAUUGACGACAGUAGGAGAACUCACAAUUACGAUCAGUUUAUCAUCACAUUCCUGGCUAUGUUAGCAGAACAAGGUAAAAUGGGGGAUCUUGUGAAACAGCAACUGCAACCAUCAAGAAAAAGACCAGCCCCUGCACCUACCACUCCUAGAGGUUCCAAGACAUCACUAAAAAAGACAGAAUCAAAAACAUCCCCGAAUGCAUCCUCCAAAAAGCGUGGCAGAAAGAAAAAGGCUAAAGGCAAAAGAAAAAGAUGAAACUAUUUUAAUGAAGACAUUCCAGUGAUGGUACCAUUAAGGAGACAGAGUCUUUUUCUAUAAAAGCUUCAUAAUGUAACAAAAACCUUAAUGUUAGAAGUGAGUAGAGCUUCUAACUGUAUAAUUGUAAAUAAAACUGACAUUGAACUCUAUAUGUAAUUGUGUAUCGACAACACUAGUGAUUUCCUUGAAAGUUCUUUCAAGGAAAUCUAAUUAAUUGUUAAAUGACUCUGCAAAUUAAAAGCAAUAUAUUGCACGAUUAAAGUGCACAACAAAAACAUUUGUAAAACAAAUGUAAACAAACUGCAUUAGGGAUUCAAGGACAGGAAGUAAUCACAGAUAGCAAUUGGAGGUAUUGAAGGGGGAACUACUAUAAUUUUUAUUGCUACAUUAUAUACAGUAGAGAUGCAAGCAGGAGUAGUGUUGAUGUUAAGCAUCAUUAUUCUCUAUCAGUUAUACACUGAGCAUGUAUGGUAAGUGAAGCAAAUAGUCAUUUUUCAUUCUAGUUAUCCAUAACAAAAAAUAUACCGUCAGUAUUUGAAGUGAUUAUGUGAUAUAUUAAAUUAGAAUGCUUACAAGCUCAACAUUUUUUGAAUAUGCUUUAGUUUAAGUACAUAUUUAUGAUACAGUUCCAAUAAGAACAGUUGACUUGUUCAUAGCAAUGUACAGAAGAGAUUAACAAACUUUUCUUCAAGUAUCACAAUAGCUUACAACAUAAUCCAUGGAAUUUUUGUAUUUCUUGAAAGUAUUGUAAUUGCACAAAAACAUCUAUGAAUUACUUUUAUUUAAAUUUGUUACAGUCCUGUAGCACAGUGGUCUACGUCCUUGACUCACAACUGAGGGACUCGGGCUUAAUCCCAGGUAGGAUAGAAACAGUGGGGCAAGUUUUCUUUUCAUCUGGUGCCUCUUGUUCAAAGAGUAGUAAAUAGGUACUCAGGAAUUUGGCAACUGUUGUGGGUUGCAUACCUGGAGUUUGUUUCAGGAGUUCUUCUACUCCCCGAGCCCGCCGGUGUCAGGAGGGAGUGUCUGGUACACUUAAUUAUAAGACUUGUCUUCCCCACUCUUCUCACUUUGUCACUGUCAACAAAUCAAGUGGAAUGGUGCUGUGGCCAAUGCGGUUAUCUCUAAAAUCUGGGGGAGCCACUUGUUUGGGGUUCUGUGCUCCCUUGUAGCAGGAUUUAGGUCUGUCUCAGGGGACCUUCUCUCCAAACAUAGGACAUAGGUAGAAUAAGUCACUUGAGGGCUGACCUCUGCGAGUGUAACCAAUCAAGUGGAAGGAUAGAGUGAUUAACUUUCAGCUAAGGAGAGCUUAUUCCUAGACAGGAAAGGGGGAAUAGGAAGAAACAUGAAACAAGAAAGAAUGAGCAACAAUAUCUGAAACAAUGAGAGCUCACAGAGUAAAAAUCUGUCUUCUGGAGGGAGGAAUAGGUGACAAUAAACAAAAUGAAUUUACCCAAAUUUUGGCCAGUCUCAACUUAAGAUUCUCCAGAUUAAUACCCACCAGGAACUCAUAACACUAUGCUACCAAGAUGAGGAUGAAGUAUGCUACCUAGAGCUGAACACCAAGAAGUCAGUAGUCCUCAAGAGACUUGACGAGUCACUCACAGAUGAUACCCCUGAAAGCAUCCUCCAAGACAUAGAAGCAAAAAAUGGAUGGACCAAGCUAGUAGUAGUAAUUCUUAUGCCAAAUAUGAAAUCCAUGAUGAAAGUCAGAUUCGAAGAAAUACCCAUGGCAUAAAAGGCCCUCUACUCGGACAUUUUACUGCAAAUAUUACCACCUGAGCACAAUCAACUAGAAUAUAGAACUAGAAGAAUACUAUGGUAUAACUCGGUGCUGGACCUGAUACAAGUAUGAGCACACAGCUUCAACUUACAAAUCAGAAGAAUGUUAAAGCAUGUUCUGAAUGCGAUCAGCAAGAUCACACUUUCAGGGAGUGCAAAGACAAAAUAAACCCCAAAUGCCUCAACUGUGAGGGGCCGCACUCUACACUGGCAUCCAUUUGCCCAACAAGUAGGAAAACUCCUAAAACAAAAUUAGAGAUUAACCUACAACAAGAAAGAAAGCAGAGGCCAACAGUAUCUAUGCAGCGAUAACUAUGACAAAUACAUGGAUGAAUGAGGCCCGAGAUAGUGUCUCUCUCUCCCCUCCUUAACCCCAUUUCACCCUUCUUUUCCCAAAUCCCCCUUCCCUCAUCUCCCCCCAUUUUCUCCCUUCACCCACCCCAUCUCCCUAUCCUCCCCCCCUCACCCCUCCAAUCUCGAAUAGACAGACAUUUCCAUUUUAUAUAUAGUUUGGCUAAGCAUUUUAUUUUCUGUAAUUAUAUACUCUGCACAUUAAGUAAGAGUUGCACUUCACCAGUGGUGUGAAGGAUAGUGAAAUUUAAACUAAAAAAGUGUGUGUGCCAACACUUAAGUAAAAAUAUUUCUAUAUACAGUAUGCCUAUUAUGUUAUGUUUUGUAUGUUUCCAAUAUUAUUUCACAGCAUAUGUUGUCAUGACUCUUCUGUAUUGAACAAAUCUCACAUGGAAACAUGUACUUAAUGUAAAUUUGAAUUAAAUAUAUUAUUUUUCUACAUUACAGUAACA
Messenger RNA from Procambarus clarkii (red swamp crayfish), 4793 nucleotides. RefSeq names its product ubiquitin carboxyl-terminal hydrolase calypso (gene caly). Gene Ontology annotation, biological process: protein deubiquitination; ubiquitin-dependent protein catabolic process. NCBI's taxonomy places the organism in Eukaryota, Metazoa, Arthropoda, Malacostraca, Decapoda, Cambaridae. The record is from RefSeq and is a predicted model, not a curated record. Gene Ontology annotation, molecular function: cysteine-type deubiquitinase activity. Gene Ontology annotation, cellular component: cytoplasm.